AUGGUAUCAGAGCACCUUCAUCGGAGCACAUACGCAGCAGCCGUGAUCGGGGAUCGAUCCACAGAUCCGAUCAUCGGAGAAGCCAGUCCGCAGACUCACGCCGCACCACCUCCGAUGCCUGCUUCGAUUCCACAGGAGAAUCCGAUCACUCAGCGAGGCAGAGCUCAAGUUGCGGACGACGUGGAGAAUCCGUUUUUUCUCAGCCAAAAUGAGAACCCCAACGCAGUGCUAGUCAGUCCUCUACUCGCUGGGAGCUCCAACUAUGAAUCAUGGAGUGUAUCAAUGCGGAUUGCGCUAGAAAUUAAGAACAAAUGGUGUAUCAUUAAUGGAAGUGUCGCAGAACCGAGUAGCGAUCAUCAUCUACACGCAGCGUGGAGGAGAUGUAAUCUUAUGGUAUGUUCCUGGAUCCUUCGCUCAGUACAUACUUCCAUAGCACAAAGUAUCUUACAUCUAGAUAGGGCAAAAGAUGCUUGGGAAGACCUGAGACAUAGGUUCUCACAACACGAUGCUCAGAGAGUAUCGAUCCUGCAGAGUGACAUAUAUGGCCUAAAACAGGGAAACUUAUCCAUCAAUGAGUAUUACACAAAGUGUAAGACUCUCUGGGAGCAGUUGAACACUCUAAGACCUCUCCCACAAUGUACAUGCAACGCGAGAUGCAUCUGUAAGUUGACCGAAAAAAUCAGGAACGAAAGAGAAGAGGAUUAUGUCAUACGAUUCCUUCAGGGAUUAAAUGACGAAUACAACAAUCUCAAAUCCAGUGUGCUAGUUUUGGAUCCUCUGCCAGAAGUCUACAAGGUGUUCGUCAUGGCCGAAAAACUUGAGAGACAGAUUACCUUUGCUAAUCUGAGUGCUUGCAACUUGAACAUAGAUGCCACGCAAGCCAAUGCAGUUCAUCCGAAUUCAUCUGAAGAAGUCAUAGCCGCCUUGAACACCUACAAUAAGCGAUAUGGAAACAAUAACAAAGGUGCAAAGUGUACCUAUUGCGGGAUGAGUGGCCACACGAUUGAGAAAUGUUACAAGAAGCACGGAUAUCCACCGGGGUGGAUUCCGGGCUUCAAGUCGAAAGGAAAACAGCAACAAUCCGCAGCAGUAAUUGCUAAUGACCAGGCAGACUCCGCUAACACAUCUGAAUAG
Messenger RNA from Ipomoea nil (Japanese morning glory), 1134 nucleotides. RefSeq lists its product as uncharacterized. Lineage: Eukaryota; Viridiplantae; Streptophyta; Magnoliopsida; Solanales; Convolvulaceae. The record is from RefSeq and is a predicted model, not a curated record. Bases 1 to 1134 code for a protein of 377 amino acids. The transcript has a single exon.